Sipha flava (yellow sugarcane aphid) is the source of this 2567-nucleotide messenger RNA. RefSeq names its product facilitated trehalose transporter Tret1-2 homolog. Gene Ontology annotation, cellular component: membrane. The transcript is spliced from 7 exons. Bases 352 to 2025 code for a protein of 557 amino acids. Gene Ontology annotation, molecular function: sugar transmembrane transporter activity. The record is from RefSeq and is a predicted model, not a curated record. Gene Ontology annotation, biological process: carbohydrate transport; transmembrane transport. Lineage: Eukaryota; Metazoa; Arthropoda; Insecta; Hemiptera; Aphididae.
CGUCGGGCCGCAGUCGAGUUUUAAAUGCGCGCAACAGUGGUCGGACCACGACAGUGUGCACAGAACGCUUCUGACGCGCAGCGGUGCUCCGGCAGGGAACAGAUUUUUUCGAACACACGCGACUCUAUACACGCGCGCGCGCGCACGGUGUGGAAUCGGGUUCAUCAUUUCGAAAACAUUGGUUUUGUUCGGAGCGACGGGCGUUUUUUAGUGGUGGUAUUUUUAUUUUUAUUUCUCUCUCACUCGCCCAUGAAAUGGUCGGUAGACGUGUUAUUUGAAAGCACACGGUUGUUCGCGAAUCGGUUGAAAUAAUCGUGCAACGCGUCACGUUUGAUCGGCCGCACACGGAAAAUGGCUAUCUCGGAAAUGUGUAGCGCCGAGAACAUCAUGGGUUCCAAGUUGAUGUUGGCGGCCGGCAUUAAGUCGGCGAAAAUCAAGGACGAGCCGUUGUUGAAAGACGACCCGUUCGAGUCGACAAAGCUGAUUAAAGGAAGUUCGCUUAAGCAGAUCCUUGUCGCCUUAGCGGCCAACUGUGGCACCAUAAAUACUGGUCUUGUGUUCGGAUACACCGCCGUAAGUUUACCUCAAUUGAAAAUGCCAACUUCUCGUAUUUUUAUCAAUAGAAGUCAAGCCUCCUGGAUAGCUAGCGUGUCGACCAUUGGAACCCCGUGCGGUUGCAUACUCGCUGGUUAUCUCACAGACCUGUUAGGUCGCAAAAGGACCCUGAUCGCCCUACAGUUGCCCGCCAUCGUAGGAUGGCUGUUGGUUGGUUUCGCUCCUUCACUCCCGUGGAUCUACGUUGGCAGGUUCCUGGUGGGCCUGAGCUCCGGAAUGAUCGGAGCGCCUUCCAGAGUGUACACGGCCGAGGUUUCGCAGCCGCAUGUCCGCGGCGUGUUGGCCGCGUUCGCGUCCGUGGGCACAUCUUUAGGUGUGAUGUUGGAGUAUUCGAUUGGUUCCGUAGUGGACUGGGAUACGUUGGCGAUCAUCAACGCCACAGUGCCCGCUCUAUCUCUGCUGCUGGCUUUCUUCAUACCUGAAUCACCUUCAUGGUUGAUAUCGUCCAAAAAAGACGAAACCCGUUGUAGGGCCAGCUUGAAAAGGGUACGCGACAGCAAGUGUGACGUGGAAACCGAAGUGCAAGACCUAAUAACGUUUUCGAUGGCUAACGAAUCGACUUCGUUCAAAGAAAAACUUCGAGUCAUAUGUCAACCAUCCACUUACAAGCCUUUUGUAAUAGUAUCGUUGUAUUUCCUACUAAGUCAGUUUUCCGGUUUAAACGUGGUCACGUUCUAUGCGGUCGACGUGAUAAGGGAUUCAGGAUCGUCAAUCGAUAAGUACGCGGCUACUAUAGUACUGGGAAUCAUCCGGUUGAUAUUUACCAUAAUCGGUUGCAUGUUGAUGCGACGGUUGGGCCGCAAGCCGCUAUCUUACAUAUCUAGUGUCGGGUGCGGCGUGUCGAUGAUAUGCUUUGCCGGUUACAUGUACAAGAAUGCCAUUUGGAGAGCCGCCGGAGAGCCGGCCGUGGUCACGUGGUUCCCGACCAUGGUGUUGUACGUGUUCUACGCCUGUUCGACCAUCGGCUACCUGAUCGUGCCCUGGGUGAUGAUCGGCGAAGUGUUUCCCCGGCAGAUCAGAGGAAUGAUUGGCGGCGUGACCACGUGCGUGGGCCAUUUCUGCAUAUUCAUCGUGCUCCAAACGUAUCCGUACAUGCAGGAGGUGUUCACCAAGCCAGGCACGUUCGGCGUGUACGGUGUCGUGUCGUUGCUGAGUACGUGGUUCUUCUAUUACUAUUGCCCGGAGACCAAGGGCAAGACGCUGCAGGAGAUCGAGGAAUCGUUCGGCAAGAAGAAACCGAAGAAGCCGAUCGUGACCAUCGGCACCACGAACGCUUACAUCGCCUCCACCGGCGUCCGCUCUUCCGCCGCCGCCGCCGCCGCCGCCUUGAACAAUAAUAACGACCAAACGUACAUGUUCCCCGAUAUCGCACACGCAUUACCGAACCGCACGUCCAACGGGGUCGUAUAGGUGUUCCCGACGGUUUUAUCGUCGCCCGAGGAAAUAUAUCGCCAUUGAUUUAGUUCCUUCAAGUAUUUUUGAACGUCCGACGAAGCAAUCUUGAUGAAAAAAAAAUUACUCAUCGAUGUAGAUAUUUGUCCUUUAUAUUUUCAUGGUUAAGUAUUGUUUUUUUCGAGGCUUUCGGAACGUUCAAAAUCCGCGACAUUAACUAUCGCAUUUUUACUUUACCUAUCGUAAUAUUAUUAAUGUAAUAUUAGAUUUAGAUUAUCGUUUACCUUUAUAGUUGUUUUUAAGACUGACUAAAAAAUGAUUUACUAUAGAUUUAGAAAAAAUUUACGUUUUGUUAUAAGUGAAUAUGUUAUGUUGUUUAAAUAUUUAUACAAGAAAUUUUUUUUGUACAUUUUAAGUGAUUUUUAGUGAUUUAUAUUCAUACAUUCAUUCAUUAGAAAUUAUCAUUAUUCUCGAUAUGUUUUCAUUUCUAAAACCCAUAGGUUAUGUUUUUUAUUUAAAACAGUAAGUUUAAAUACAACGUUUAAUUAUUUAUUUUACUA